Molecule: messenger RNA, 654 nt
Organism: Amphibalanus amphitrite
Lineage: Eukaryota; Metazoa; Arthropoda; Thecostraca; Balanomorpha; Balanidae
Product: D(1B) dopamine receptor-like
Exons: 5
Coding region: 1-654 (217 amino acids)
Biological process (GO): G protein-coupled receptor signaling pathway
Cellular component (GO): membrane
Molecular function (GO): G protein-coupled receptor activity; peptide binding
Source: RefSeq, a predicted model, not a curated record
AUGAACGUCAGUGUCAUCGACGAACGGUACCAAUACGUGUUCCAAGUGGAGCCUGCGUGGACGCUAUCGCAGCCGGCGACUGUGCUGUGCUUGUCUAUGGCCGUUGUGAGCUGUCUUGGUGGACUCUUAGGGAACCUGCUUCUGACAGCCGCCAUCCUACGGACGCCGUCUCUGCGCCGCACCAACACCAACCGGCUGGUGCUGCACCUGUGCCUGGCUGGUGCAGUGGUGUCCGGCACCAACGUGCCCCUGGUGAUAUCGAUCCUGGUGGCCUCCGUGGUUCGGCAGAGCCUGCCGCCGGCGCUGCUCAGUCUGCAGACCCUGACGUUCACGGCCGGCGUCACCUGUCAACUGGGCCUUCUCUCAGCCAUCAGCUACGAGCGGUUCCACUGCGUCACCUACCCCUUCCGCACCACCGACCGCCAGGCCAGGCGGCUCAAAAUCGAGCUCGGCGUUGUCUGGCUGGUGGCCCUGGUUUGCAGUCUGAUAGACGUUCGUCUGACUCCGGACUCGGCUCUAACCGUGCUGGGCAGGGCGGGUCAGCUGCCGCACAACUUCGCCAACUCCUUCUGCCUGCUGCAUUUUCCAGUGGGCGCCAUCAACAUUGUCAUCAUAGAGUACGGACUGCACCGUAAGGGUACGGCCGGCCGGUGA